GGCUUCCGUUAGUUGUCCGGGACUUCUGAUCCGCGGUCUUGUGACGUGAGCGGUCCCCGGGAUUUUAUGUGUGGGGCGGGGAGGCAGAGAGAUUGAGAUAACACGCACGCUAAGCAAUCCAUCUCCCUUCAAGCUCUGACCUACCUGUCAGAGUCUUCUGCAGCCCGAGCUGAUCUCGCACUUGCCGGAUAGCUAAGGAUGGCCUUGAAUUUUUGAUCCUCCUGCCUUUUACUCCAAGAAAGACUGGAUGUGAAUCUGGAAGCCCCAGGCAGGAUUGCCUGUGUUGAUCAACACCGCCAUCUUAAUGUUGUGAGGCUGAUGCAAGAUACUUUGAGAGAGUUCAGAGCCAGCCUGGACAACUCAGUGAGUCUCAGACUGGCUAGGAUGACAUGAUAGCCUUUGUCGGAAAGGAUGGAGUUGGGAAACGGAAAACUGCCGAGGACAGGACUGAACUCACUGAAUCAAGCCGUUCAUCCAACCCAGGGCCUGGCCUGGACUGACGGGAACCGUGUGGUCCUGACUGAUUUACAAGUUCACAGUGGCGAGGCCAAGUUCGGGGACUCCCAAGUCAUUGGCAGCUUUGACUCUGUCCGUGGGGUUUUCUGGGCCCCAGUCAGCACAGUGCGCAUGCCCGCUCUGCUCGCCAUCCAGCACAGGACGCUUGUCUCCGUGUGGCAGCUGUGUCCCGACACUGCAGGAGGACCAAGCAAAUGGCAGGUGUCCCAGGCCUCUGAAAUCAGAGAGUCACUCCCUAUCCUUCCUCAGGGCUGUGUGUGGCACCCACAGGACGCUGUUCUGACUGUGUUGACUGCUCAGGAUGUUUCCAUUUUUCCUAACGUCCACCGAGAUGGUUCCAGGGUAAAAGUGGACAUCACCGUCAAGGGCCGCGUUUACUGUGCUUGUUGGACCCCGGAUGGCCAGCGGCUGGUGCUGGCAGUAGACAGCAGCCUUCAUUCGUAUAUUUGGGACAGUUCUCAGAAGUCCCUUCACAGCUGCUCCUUCUGCCCAGUGUUUCCUGUGAACUGCUCCAUCCGGUCCAUCACGGCCAUCGGGAACUCACAGGUUGCUAUAGCCACUGAACUUCCGCUCGAUAAGCUUUGUAGCUUAAAUGCGUCCGAAGCCUUUGACGGUUCGCCUGAUGGUGGUUCACCUGCUGGUGACGAUGGUGCUGUCCAUACUCAUCCUGUGGGUGAAACGCCCCCUGCAGAUGAGCAGGUGGCCGCUACCGACAUGAAUUCUGCAGCGACAGUCUCCCCCUUCUCAGUUCCUCUGGAUCUGACUCACAUACAUUUCAACCCAUCACGAGCUGAACAGAGUUCUCUUAUUUGUUUAAGAAAAAAGGACUACUUGACGGGAACGGGCCAAGAUUCUUCACAUUUGAUCCUGGUAACCUUUAAGAAAUCAAUUACCAUGACAGAAAAGGUCGCUAUUCCGGGUAUCCUGGUUCCUGAUUUAAUAGCAUUUAACAUGACAGCACAGCUAGUGGCCGUGGCUUCCAAUACAUGUAAUGUAAUUUUGAUCUAUUUGGUCGCUCCAUCUUCUAUUCCAAAUAUCCAGCAAAUUCAGUUAGAGAGUAACGAAAGACCAAAAGGCAUAUGUUUCUUGACAGACAGAUUAUUAUUAAUUGCUGUAGGGGAACAAAAGCCCACUGAAACAGCCUUUCUUCCUUCUUCAGAAUCUGAUCAGUAUACUGUUCGUCUGAUAGUUAGAGAAAUAACCCUGGGAAGAGAAUCUUCUGGAACAUCUGCUGAAAGUCAGGGUGCUUUCUCUGACUUCAGUGCUCUAUUAAAUAAAGCAGAUAGAGAAGAAAAGUUCACUGACAGCCUUUCCCCAGGUUCGAGUCCCCUGAGCCAAGGGCUCUUGCUAACAGCUAACUCCAGUACUCUGAGUGGGAGGUCUGGAAGAGCCCUUAUUCAAGAAAUUAAAAGUCCCUUGUCCCCUCUGUCCAGUGAUUCCAUUGUCCAUGAAACCCUUCACAGGCCCUCCUGGCUUUGCACACCACUGCCUAGACACAGCAGGACCCCAGAGCAUACCAGCACCCCAGAACUGAAUUCACCUCAAAGAGAGAACUUUAAAAAAGAAAAGGAGACUUGCCCACUUUCCAGAGAGCUGGAAAUUCUAUCUCGGCGCCUGGUUGGGAUGCAGGAGUGUCUUAUUGAACUUAUGGAUUUUCUACACAAGGAGAAGCAAGUCUCUCCUGCGUAUCCGCCCUCUCAGGACCCUCCCUAUGUUCACCUCAUUCUCCAGAAGCCUUGUUCUGUAGGUCCUGCUGAGAGAAGGGCCGUGCUCCUCUGCGACGGGAAGCUAAGGCUCAGCACCGUCCAGCAGAUGUUUGGCCUCCACCUUGUUGAAAUGCUGCACGAUUCCCACUGGAUCCUCCUCUCUGCCGACAGCCAAGAUUUCAUCCCAUUAACUUUCACAGCUGCCCAGACAGUCGUGGUGAGAGAUGGCAGUCUGUCCGAGCCAGAGGGAGCUAGGGGCCCUCUUUCUCACAGUCAGGAUCCUGAUCCUCCACCUGAAGUCUUUGGAGACCUUUGGAAACGACUGGCUGCUUCAACAGCGUGACCUGGUGGCUGUCUCAGAGCGCACGUGCUGCCACAGUCCCCUUGGGCUGUGUGCUUCUGGGCAGCAGGGCAAGUGACUGUUCAUGUAUUCACGACUGUGCCCCUUUGAGGACAGAAUUCUCAGAAUGAAACCACAAUAUCACAUGGGCAUAUAGAUAGUACUUUAUGAUGUCUCCUUGCUUCCCCGGCCUGAAGCUGUGUCAGCACUGCCCGUGAGUGUUCGUAGGAUUCAGUGGCUCUAGUGGUAGAGCUUCUUCUUGCUCUAAAGAUGCAGGUGACGACAGCCCCUGGGGAGCCUGCGCCUCAGAGCAGCCUUUUAGUCCAAUUCCAGUACAAAGGACGUCAGAGACCCCACUUCUGCCUGCAGGACUGCCUGGAUCAGGAGGAAGUUCUGAGGCUGGCCAUCCCCCGCUCCCCGACCCCAGAUCUAAAACCAAUCCUCUCACUCCUAUACACAGUUCUGGCUGACAGAGGUCCAGAUACUGCUAAAAAGUGUUCUGUGCAAAUUUUUUUUGUUGUU
Messenger RNA from Apodemus sylvaticus (European woodmouse), 3084 nucleotides. It is a transcript of the gene Wdcp, whose product is annotated as WD repeat and coiled coil containing. The record is from RefSeq and is a predicted model, not a curated record. The transcript has 6 exons. Bases 412 to 2565 code for a protein of 717 amino acids. Gene Ontology annotation, molecular function: kinase binding. NCBI's taxonomy places the organism in Eukaryota, Metazoa, Chordata, Mammalia, Rodentia, Muridae.